AUGCUGAACUUUGACACUAAGAGCGCCCAUGAAAGGAGGAAGAUGCAACUGCAUGAGCUAGAGGAGAUUAGGCACCUCGCCUAUGAAAACUCAAAACUCUACAAGGAGCGUACCAAAGCCUACCAUGACAAGCGGAUCCUCACUAGGACCUUUGCUCCUAAUGAUCAAGUCUUGUUGUUCAACUCUAGGCUGAAACUGUUUCCCGGAAAGCUAAGAUCACGAUGGUCCGGACCCUUCACCAUCAAGGAGAUUAGACCAUAUGGGGCAUUUGUGUUGCUGGACACAAAAGGAGGAGAAUUUGUGGUGAAUGGACAGAGGCUGAAACAAUAUCUUGCCGCCUCUGAGCACGCAAGNGUUUCUGGGAGAGUGUCAGAGGAAGAGAACGUUCCAGUGUGA
Molecule: messenger RNA, 396 nt
Organism: Camelina sativa (false flax)
Lineage: Eukaryota; Viridiplantae; Streptophyta; Magnoliopsida; Brassicales; Brassicaceae
Source: RefSeq, a predicted model, not a curated record